Messenger RNA from Candidozyma pseudohaemuli, 1488 nucleotides. RefSeq lists its product as uncharacterized. The record is from RefSeq and is a predicted model, not a curated record. Gene Ontology annotation, molecular function: RNA binding. The transcript is spliced from 2 exons. Bases 1 to 1488 code for a protein of 495 amino acids. Lineage: Eukaryota; Fungi; Ascomycota; Pichiomycetes; Serinales; Metschnikowiaceae.
AUGUCGACGUUUGACGAAGACGAGGCUCUUUUCGAGGACAUCUACGACGAGGAUACUAAAACGGAGACAAAACCCUCUGAUGCUGCGCCAAAGCUGGAAGAGGCUAAUCCACCCACUCCCCAAGCAGCUCCUCCAGCAGCUGAGCCUCCCGCUCUGGAGCCUGUGAUUACAGAACAACCUUCUCAAACCGCAGAGAGCAGUCAACCAGCUGCUGUUCCACCCAGUGAACAGCCAGCCGUCAAUGCACCACAGACUGACAAUUACGGUCAGGCUGUUCCUCCCCCUCCACCAGCUGCUGGCCAAUACGGGUCAGGUCAGCCUCAACCGCAACAACCUCAGCAACCAGAACCCAGCAGAAUGCCGCCCUCCAACUUGGGCAGAGAUAGCGGCAAGAUGUUUAUUGGUGGCCUCAAUUGGGAUACCACAGAGGACGGCUUGGUGAGCUACUUUUCUAAGUACGGUGAAAUUGCAGACUAUACUAUCAUGAAGGACCCCAAUACUGGAAGAUCGCGUGGGUUUGGCUUUUUGACAUUCAGAGAUCCACGGGCGGUGGAUGAGGUCAUUAGGAAAGACCACAUCUUGGACGGCAAAUUGAUUGAUCCAAAGAGAGCUAUUGCCAGGGAGGAGCAGGACAAGGUCGGAAAGAUUUUCGUGGGUGGUAUUGACCCCCUUGUGAACGAAAAAGAUUUUAACGAUUUCUUCUCUCAGUUUGGUCGCAUCAUCGACGCACAGCUCAUGAUUGAUAAGGACACGGGUAGGUCCCGAGGAUUUGGAUUCAUCACAUUCGAUACUCCUGAUGCAGUAGAUAGAGUUUGUGUUAACAAAUAUUUAACAUUAAAAGGCAAGGCCAUGGAGGUGAAACGUGCCGAACCAAGAGGCCAGCACCAGCUGAAUCAUAACCAAGGCUACCACCAGCAACAGCAGCAGCCCCCACAACAGCAGCAGCAACAGCAGUUUAACCCAUACAAUACAUACGGUCAGUUCCCCAUGCAAAUGCCUGGAGGUAAUAACAUGCCCAACUUCCAGGGUGCUUCUCCGGAAAUGAUGCAAGAGUAUUGGCAAAGAAUGCAGUGGUAUAUGUUCCAGCAACAACAGGCUGCACAAGGCGAAGGUAACCAACAAGACCAGCCUCACCAGCAGCCUUUGAACCCUCAACAACAAGGUGCCGAGGAUAACGAGGGCGACUACGAACUGAAUGACACUGGAAGAUACGAGAGUGACUAUAGUGGUCGUGACAGUGGCCGUGAUAGUGGUCGUGAUAGCGGUCGUGACAAUGGUGGCCGUAACGGCGGUGGUCGUGAUAACGGUAGAGGACGCAGACCCAGCGACCGUACACCUCCUACUGGUCCAAGUGGUGACAACGGAGGUAGAAGAAACCUUCCAAAGGGCCCUAAGCGUGCCCCACCAUCCGGUCCUUCUAGUGGAAGAUCAAGAGGAGGCUACAAGCGUGGUGGAUACCACCCUUACGGAAAGAAGGGAAGAAAAUAA